AUGGUGACCUACAAGAUUAAAAUUGCAACCGGGACUGACCUGAGUGCUGGUACCUGUGUACAAGUCUCCAUUGUUCUUGUGGGAGAGGAGGGGGAAAGUGCUAAACAUCAAUUGCCCCAUAAGUGGAGCAACUUCAUACGUGGUGCAGUGACUGAUUUUGAAGUUGACACUGAGAAAGAUCUUGGAGAGCUCCUGCUGGUCCGGCUGUCCAUAGAGAAAUACAGGACUUUUAAUGUGGAUAAUUGGCAAUGCCGCUAUGUUGAUGUGACCAGUCCCAGUGGUCAGCUCUACCAGUUUCCUUUCUAUAAGUGGAUAUGUGGUCCAACGACUGUGGAGAUCCCAGAGGGGAAGGGCGUCAUAUUAUCUGGGAAUACUCCCCCUGUUCUCCAGCAACAACGGAAAGAGGAACUGGAGAGGCAGAGAUCUACACACAAGUGGAAUGUUUCUGUAGAAGGCAUCCCUCGCUACAUUGAUGCAGACACGGUUGAGGAACUACCCAUUAAUGACCAGUACUCUUAUCUUAAAAAGAGCAGUGAGACCUCUCUUAAGUUGACCGCAAAUUAUGAUAUGAAGACAGAAGGCUUCACAACCUGUAAGGAAUCGUGGACUGAUAUAGAAGACAUCAGAUUUAUGAUUUCCAUUCAAAACUCAAAAAUUUCUGAUGUGGUGGCUAAGAUAUGGAAAGAAGAUUAUUUCUUUGGAAGCCAAUAUCUAAAUGGAGUUAACCCUGUGAUAAUCAAGAAAUGCUCCAAAAUCCCUGAGAACUUCCCAGUUGGUGACAAUAUGGUGGCUGCAUCUCUAGGGACCACCACCAGUCUUCAGAAAGAAGUAGAGGACGGCAACAUCUUCCUGGCAGAUUACAAUAUUCUGGAGGGAGUCCCUGCCAAUGAAUCUGUUAAUGGAAAGCAACAAUACAUUGCUGCCCCAAUGUGUCUACUGUGGAAGAAUCCUCAAGAUCAACUUGUGCCAAUAGCCAUCCAGCUGGCUCAAACCCCAGGAGAGAAUGCUCCAAUCUUCCUGCCCAGUGACUCUGAGGCUGACUGGUUACUGGCCAAAAUCUGGGUGCGCAAUUCUGAGUACCAGGUGCAUAAAGUGGUCACUCACUAUCUCUGCACUCAUUCCAUUGCUGAGGCCUUUAACAUUGCAACUACCAGACAACUUCCUAUGAGCCACCCAGUGUACAAGCUAAUUACUCCACAUCUUCGCUAUACCCUAGAGGUCAAUAUCAUUGCCAGAGCAGAGGGCAUGGGUCCUCAUGGCUUCUUUGAUGAGGGUGCGUCAUCCGGAAAAGGAGGGGUUAUGAUAAUGCUAAGAAAAGCAAUGGAUGGGGUCACUUACACCAGCCUCUGUCUCCCUGAUGACAUCCAGGCAAGAGGAGUGGAUUCUAUUCCCAAUUACCUGUACAGGGAUGAUGGGAUGAAGAUCUGGUUGGCUGUGGAGAGCUUUGUGUCCAACAUUGUUCAUUACUACUAUAAGAGUGAUGAAGCAGUCAGUGCGGACCCUGAACUUCAGGCCUGGGUGGCAGAGAUCUUUAAAGAAGGUUUCUUGGAGAACAAAUCUUCAGGGAUCCCAUCAUUGUUGGAGACCACAGCCUCUCUGAUCAAGUACCUGACUAUGGUGAUCUUCACAUGUUCUGCUCAUCAUGCAGCUCUCCACGAUAGUGAGUGGGAUUUCUACUCCUGGAUGCCUAAUGGUCCCUCAUCCUUGAAAUGCCCCCCUCCCACAGCUAAGGGCAUCAGCACAAUGCAGAGUAUCCUGGAUGCAUUGCCAGAUGUAAACAUUACUGCCGCGUUCAUAGUUUCGCUGUUCACUGGUGUCCCGGAAGACGUUAUACUAUUUGGAGAUUACCCAGAUGUGCGUUUUACAGAAAAGAUCCCGCAGAAGUUCAUUAAGGAUUUCCAAAACAAGCUGACGGAAAUUUCCAAGUCCAUUAAUGAGCGGAACAAAAGCAUGGAUUUGCCGUAUCCCUACUUGGACCCAAAAAAGAUUGAGAACAGUAUCACUGCCUAACAUUAAUAGAAGCUGUUUAUCUACUGGUUGUGUCUGAAUUUCCAAUCCAUUUUUCAUGUCUCCUUAUUCAGAGUCUGUUGCCUCAGCCCCCUUCCCUUCACGUACCUGAGUCAGAUGUGGCUGGAAUACGAGUGCAGGCGUGGCUUCAUUGUGCAUAGUGUAAAUGUUAAAAGCCACAGUACAUAGGCUUACCAUACUAUCCCUUUAAGUCAGGACACUAAUGAAUUACACAGGUUCUCUGGCUGAUUAAAAUCAGGUCAAAUGCACUUUAAAGUCAGCCAGCCACAGAACCUGUAUAAGUCCUGAGUGCCCAUGGUAAGCAGAAUACAUCUGUAUUCUCGUCAGGAUGGGAUGCCAGCUGUCAGUAUCCCAACAGCGGCAUCCCACCUGCCAGAAUGCUCACUGCGCUCACCACGCUGCGGGCACGGUGGCUCACCACAGGAUCUAUGCCCACUCUAUGGGUGUCGUGGACACCCAUGAUGGGAACAGCCCCUGUGAGCCGGUAUUCCAGCUGUCGCCAUUUUGAGCUGUCAGGAUUCCGGCGUCCGUAUCCUGAACGGCGGGAUCCCGACAGUCGGCAAAUUGAUUGCCUCCCUGGUAAGCCUAGCAGUAGCAGUAGACAAUUUAAGCACAUUACAGCUAAUGGUCAGAUAGUGCAGAUAAUUUCUCAAGUGGAUUAUAUCAUCUGAAAUGUAAACCUAACCAGAUGUAAAAUGGAAUUUAUUAUCAUUAUUUUUUGUUAUGAGAACACUUAAAAUAUUUGAGCAGUGUUCCCCAGCUGUGAGAAGCAUUCUCUAUAUUUGUAUAACGAGUGUGCACUGCAGUGUAAAGUGUCUUUUAAAACACUAUUCCAGCAGUGUCAGUGCAUAUGCAUAUAUCUGUGUGCUUUCACCCUGUGCAACCAAUCAGACGCAAUCAUCAUCAUCAUCAGUCUGCAAAUUACACCGGGGUUAUAGCUUCCGCAUGUCAGACCGCUACAGGCAACUACAUUUUGGCUUUUCACUUCCCAUUUUAGUUGUAAUUUAUGACUACACGCUCUACUCACAACCUUACUGCACUUUGGCCAUGUCUACACGCCCACAUCCCUCAUCUGCACGCCAAUUCCAGCCCCCUAGUCGUACACUUUUUUUCGUACUGCUGAUGAAUAACUAUAAAAAAGACACCUAAUGUAAAAAGACGCACAUACACACUAAAGAAAGGUGCAACCUGCAGCAGGAAAAAGGUGCAAAAUGCAUAUAUACGUGUUACACUGAAUAAGGCCCUGUAUGAUCUGGUAAUUCCAGUAGUAUAGUAUCUUCAAGAUAAUUACCUGUACCUACUGUAUA
Pseudophryne corroboree (corroboree frog) is the source of this 3335-nucleotide messenger RNA. RefSeq names its product hydroperoxide isomerase ALOXE3-like. Gene Ontology annotation, biological process: lipid oxidation; linoleic acid metabolic process; hepoxilin biosynthetic process. The record is from RefSeq and is a predicted model, not a curated record. The coding region runs from base 1 to 2010 and encodes 669 amino acids. Gene Ontology annotation, molecular function: oxidoreductase activity, acting on single donors with incorporation of molecular oxygen, incorporation of two atoms of oxygen; protein binding; iron ion binding. NCBI's taxonomy places the organism in Eukaryota, Metazoa, Chordata, Amphibia, Anura, Myobatrachidae. The transcript is spliced from 14 exons.